AUGGUUUUUUCCUGUUUUGUGUUUUUGUCUUUAUAUUUUGAUUUAAAUUUGUUUGAACUAUGGUGUGGAUUUUUGACGAUAUCAUAUAAUUUAAAUGUCGUUUAUGCUACUCGCGUCAUGGUAUUACUACGAAUGUAUCUUGAUGCAUGGAUUGAACAAAUAAAAAAUAUUGAGAGGAGUGGUCAAGGCGAUCUUAACAUUUGGAGAGAAAUGUUUAAUGUGUACCAAAAUAUUUUAAAAGCCUAUGAGAGUUAUAAAAUAUGUUUUCGAGUUUUAUUCCAAUAUGACGAUACAGUAUGUUCUGUGAUUAUAAUGGGAUGGAUUACAUUGGACGUACUUGUGACACUCACGCUAUGUGUACAAUGUGAGAAGUUCUAUGCGACAGUGGAAGAGGCGGAGUCAACGUGUAUACAGUUCUUGAGUAAUAUAAACUGUACAGAUGGUCAAAAAUAUCUCUGCAAGCGUGUAUUGCAAAUGAAACGCACCUUCUCCAAGAUAUCUGGGUGUGGCUUGUUUCUCAUGGAUGCUUCUUUGUCCAUAUAUUUGAUUGGACUAAUCACCAACUACAUUAUUGUUUUACUCCAGUUCGCUUACUUACACAAUUAUAAUAAAAAAUAA
Messenger RNA from Spodoptera frugiperda (fall armyworm), 618 nucleotides. RefSeq lists its product as uncharacterized. Bases 1 to 618 code for a protein of 205 amino acids. The transcript has 4 exons. NCBI's taxonomy places the organism in Eukaryota, Metazoa, Arthropoda, Insecta, Lepidoptera, Noctuidae. The record is from RefSeq and is a predicted model, not a curated record.